Lathyrus sativus (Indian pea) is the source of this 807-nucleotide messenger RNA. Lineage: Eukaryota; Viridiplantae; Streptophyta; Magnoliopsida; Fabales; Fabaceae. The record is from the annotation of a GenBank genome assembly.
AUGUCUCACUUCGGAAGGUCAGGCCCUCCAGAUAUCUCCGACACCUACUCCCUCCUUGUCCUCAACAUCACUUUUCGUACAACCGCCGACGACCUAUUUCCAUUGUUCGAUAAGUACGGCAAGGUUGUUGACAUAUUCAUUCCCAAAGAUCGAAGAACCGGUGAGUCGAGGGGUUUCGCUUUUGUGCGUUAUAAGUAUGCUGAUGAAGCUUCUAAGGCUGUUGAUAGGCUCGACGGAAGAAUGGUUGAUGGUCGUGAAAUAACCGUUCAGUUUGCAAAAUAUGGUCCCAAUGCUGAGAGAAUUCAGAAAGGAAGGAUUAUUGAAACUUCUCCGAGAUCAAAGACCUCAAGGAGCCGCAGUCCCAGCAGGAGAAGGCAUCGUGAUGAUUACAAAGACAAGGAUUAUAGGAGGAGAAGUCGCAGCAGGAGUUACGACAGGCAUGAGCGUGACAGGUAUCGUGGGAGAGACAGGGACAAUCGUCGCCGAAGCAGAAGCCGUAGUGCUAGUCCUGGUUACAAGGGCCGUGGGAGGGGGCGUUAUGAUGACGAGCGUCGUAGUAGAAGCCGGAGCAGAUCUGUGGACAGCCGCUCCCCUGCUCGACGCAGUCCUAGUCCUAGAAAGAGCCCUUCUCCUAAAAGGAGUAUUUCCCCUCAAAAGAGUGCUUCCCCUGGGAAAAGUCCACGUCGUGUAAGUCCUGAUAAUCGUAGCCGUGAUGGAAGGUCUCUUACGCCUCACAGUGUCUCACCACGAGGCCGCCCUGAUGCUUCCCGAAGCCCAUCUCCUCGAAAUUCAAAUGGUGAUGAAUAA